Messenger RNA from Brassica rapa (field mustard), 2252 nucleotides. RefSeq lists its product as uncharacterized. The record is from RefSeq and is a predicted model, not a curated record. Lineage: Eukaryota; Viridiplantae; Streptophyta; Magnoliopsida; Brassicales; Brassicaceae.
UUCAAGUUUUUGUAAGUAAAAUCAUUUGAAUUUUGCUAGUUUAGUGGAUAAAAAAUAGCUUGUACACCCUCAUUUUCCUAGGUUCGAUCUUUACCAUAUGUAUUAUUUUUUAUAAUAAAUAGUGCAUCGACUAAAUGAGGUCUAGAUUCGCCUCUGACAUCACUAGAUACAUUGUUAUAUUUACUAUCCUAAUUAAAAAUAAAAUAAACAUUGUUUUUAGAAACAUUAAAUAAACAUGAAUUUAUUUUAGUAAAAUAAAUAUGAUCUCUGAUAAGAAAAAUAAAACAUAAAUAAUUAAAAUUAAAAUUAGCUUUAAUUGAGAAUGAACUAAAUAUUUUUAAACAUUUAUUAAAUUUAAGAUAUUUUUAUUGACUAUUCACUUACUCAUCUACGGCUGGUUCAACCCUAGUUAUUAUAUAAAAAUAGAUUUGUGGCAACAAAAUAAUUUUCUUAAUACAAUAAUAUAAAUAACAUCUCGGUACUAACCAAUUAUGAAGUCUUAAAACUUUUUGAUAAUCUGAACCAACUAACUAACGAAACAUCACCAUGGAGAGAGAUAGAGAGAGGGAAAUGAGUUGUAUUUUACGCAAAAAAAAAACAGACAAACAACAACUGGCACUAAAGGAAAAAAAACCAAUUUAAUCUGUUAUUAUAAGUUUAUGCUCCAAAAUAAGAAAAACAAAAAAACAACAACUGGAUAUGAGAAAACAAAUAGAAAGUCUAUUUGAUAAGAUGAGGCAACCUUCCAUGUCUUUACGCGUCAUCAUCAUCCUUACAUUGAGAUUUCUCUGCUUUUUCCUAAUCAUUAUUCCUUAAUCUAUUUUCUCCUCUCUUUCUCUCUCUCUGUCCAGAUCUCAAGUCAAUUCUCCCAGAGCCUAUCUUCUCAAUUUGAUCUUUAUUUGUUCAUUCUUGGAUCUGUAGCAGCAGCCUCAAGAGGAUUAAUUCAAGACCCUCUUAGAGAUCUUCGGUACACCAUUUGGCUGAUAUGUGAAACAUAUUUACCAUAUAAUUUGACAUUGUUUGUAUGUAAAAGUAUAUUUAGGGGAUUGGAGAGAAGCGAUCAUGUCCUUUAGAUCACAUUCGACAGGGAGCAGUCAAUUUGCAGAGAAGAUAACCGAUGAUCCGGUAACGUAUAAGACGGCACAAAGCACCGUGACAUGCAUAUAUCAAACGCAUAUAUCUGGGUUUUGGAGGAAUGUGACGGUUCUAUGGUCAAAGAAUCUAAUGAACCAUUCGCUUACGGUCAUGGUCACAAGCGUGGAAGGCGAUAUGAAUUAUUGCUGCAAGGUUGAUCUUAAGCCGUGGCAUUUCUGGAACAAGAAAGGCUACAAGUCCUUUGAAGUUGAAGGCAACCCCGUUGAGGUGUAUUGGGAUUUCAGGUCUGCGAAAUUCACGAGUAGCCCCGAGCCGAGCUCGGACUUCUACGUGGCUCUAGUCGCGGAGGAAGAGGUGGUUUUGUUGGUGGGUGAUUACAAGAAGAAGGCUUUCAAGAGAACAAAAUCAAGACCCGCUUUGGUCGAGGCUGCCUUGUUUUACAAGAAAGAAAACGUGUUUGGGAAGAAGAGUUUUGCUACGAGGGCUAAGUUUUACGACAGGAAAAAAGAGCACGAGAUCAACGUGGAGAGCUCUAUCUCCGGGACUAAAGAGCCAGAGAUGUGGAUAAGUAUUGACGGGAUUGUCUUGGUACAGGUCAAGAAUCUGCAGUGGAAAUUCAGAGGGAACCAGACCGUGCUCGUAGAUAAACAACCUGUUCAAGUCUUUUGGGAUGUUUAUGAUUGGUUGUUCAGCGCGCCUGGGACAGGGCAUGGUCUGUUUAUAUUCAAACCAGGGAACGCAGAAGACAGCGACAUGGAAGGAAGUGGUCAUGGUGGUGAGAGUGAUACAAGCACAGGGAGCAGGUAUCAUUCGACCAAGAGUGGCUCUUGGCCGCCUGAAUUUUGCCUCUUUCUUUAUGCUUGGAAACUUGAAUAGUAGUCUUAUCAAAAAAAAAAGAAGCUUUUGUCAAGAAAAUGUAUUAUACGGGUUUGAUUGAACUCGAAUGGUGACAUAGCGAUUAACAUUAUCACAAAUCACUAGGGUACGAUAUAUACAUAUCGUAGUCAAGGUUUUGUCUGUUCAUCUAUUGUUGUUUCUUGUGCCUGUAACUUAUUCUCACUUUUCGUUUGUUAUUGACAAGUUAACAACAUCACAAUCAUGACUUCUAGUGAUCAAUUAUGCUGUAGGAUUAAUUGUAAUGCUUUAAUUGCACCUCA